This is a messenger RNA of Moneuplotes crassus, 894 nucleotides long. The record is from the annotation of a GenBank genome assembly. NCBI's taxonomy places the organism in Eukaryota, Ciliophora, Spirotrichea, Euplotida, Euplotidae.
AUAAAUAAUAAAAAUGGAACCUAAUUUCAUGUCUGAUGUGGACGUUUAUAGAACAACUGAGCAAGAGAAUUUGGUCGAUAGAGUUGUGCUGGCAGAGAUGUUGCUGAGAGAGCAAGGGUUUUUAAGCGGGACUACUUAUUUGGUCAAUUUGAGCAAGGAGAAUAGGUAUGGGAUUGAUCUGUUGAAGAGAGUUAAGAGGUAUUAUGGGAGGAAUGAGAAAUAUGUUAAGGGAAGACUAGAUAUUAAGAUUUUAUGAACUGAGGAUGGUAUCAGAGAUAUCAACAAGAUUAUUUCAAAAUACAUCCCAAAUAAGAUCACCACUCUCACAAUUAGCAAUAAUAGCAUUUUUGCAGAAAUGAAGUUUGCAUCAUUACAAAGAUCAGUUCUUCGAGUUAUCCCAAAGAUCAAAUAAAAUGCUCUCAAUCGAAUACUUUUUCAUCGGUCAAACCUCUCUCAAAAAGAUAUUCACAAUCGCAUACCAAACCCCACUCAUAAAAUUCCCCUUCUGCCUCCUCUCAACCACAAACCUCUCCCUUCCAAAGCUCCCCUACCUCAUAAAAUCAAUCGACUUCUCCUACUGCACAAUAGUCCCCUCCCACAACCCCAACUCUCCCCAGCUAAGAUUCGACUCUAAAAUCCCCCCUCCCACCACAGACCCCCUCACCCCCAGCCCCUGCUACCUAGACCAGCUCCUGGCCGACUUCCACUCGUGCGGGCUAUCCAAGUCCUUAAUGACCCUGGUGUUCCCUGACUUAAAGAUGAGCACUGACCUGGUCGAAGAAGCUGCUUCAAGAGCAGGCUUGGAAGAUGUAGAGAUUAAAGGGAGAAAUCAGAAUGGAUAUUUUGAAGUCAAGGUUUAGUGCAAGUGAAGGAUGAGGGAUUUGUUGGUCGUAA